Molecule: messenger RNA, 4282 nt
Organism: Harpegnathos saltator (Jerdon's jumping ant)
Lineage: Eukaryota; Metazoa; Arthropoda; Insecta; Hymenoptera; Formicidae
Product: ATP-dependent RNA helicase DDX54
Exons: 15
Coding region: 378-2696 (772 amino acids)
Cellular component (GO): cytosol; nucleus
Molecular function (GO): ATP binding; RNA helicase activity; RNA binding
Source: RefSeq, a predicted model, not a curated record
UGGCCGCUCUCAGGUUACUCUCUGCUGCUACUUUCUGCUACGAGUCGUUGCUAUCGUAAAGAAUCGAGCACGUAGUAUAAUUCAACGACGAGUCAGAUAUCGUUCUUAUUUUCCAGUUAUAUUCAACAACAAGACAACAAAUCAUUAUAUUUUCCAAUUGUACAACUCAACAACAGAUUGAACGCAUUUUUGUAUUAAUACACAUAACAAUUAAAAAUUUAUCUUUAUUGAUCAGCUGAAUUUAAUAAUGUGAACACGCGAGCACGUAUUUUGCACAUGGUACAUGUGUACGUGUGAGGUUAUCAUUACUCUUGGAUAGAGGGUAUGUGAUAAUUUGGUUCUCUAUAAGAAUUAAAUUAAACAAAUACAUUAACAAGAUGAAGGAGGUUGAUCUUGUUGGCUUUACCGAUCCAAACGCAAUCAGCGAUAAUGAGGAUACUGAAAUCGCCAAUAUUAAAAAGAAGAUUUCCAAAAAAUCUGGAGGAUUUCAGUCCAUGGCUCUUACUUUUCCAGUGUUAAAAGGGAUUCUGAAACGGGGCUACAAAAUACCUACACCUAUACAAAGAAAGACAAUACCAUUGGCUCUUGAAGGAAGAGAUAUAGUAGCAAUGGCUAGAACGGGUAGUGGCAAAACAGCCUGUUUUUUAAUUCCAUUAUUUGAAAAACUCAAGACAAGACUGGCUAAAACUGGUGCACGUGCUUUAAUAUUAUCACCAACACGUGAAUUGGCAUUACAGACAUUGAAAUUCAUAAAAGAGCUAGGAAAAUUUACAGGACUGAAAGCAGCUGUGAUAUUAGGUGGUGAUAGCAUAGAUGAUCAGUUUAGUGCAAUUCAUGGAAAUCCUGAUAUUAUUGUAGCUACACCUGGUAGAUUCUUACAUAUUUGUGUAGAAAUGGACCUGCAGUUAAAAAAUGUUGAAUAUGUCGUCUUUGAUGAGGCUGAUAGAUUAUUUGAGAUGGGCUUUGGCGAGCAGAUACACGAAAUUGUGAACAGAUUACCAGAGUCACGGCAAACAUUAUUGUUUUCUGCUACUUUACCCAAAGUUUUAGUGGACUUUGCAAAGGCUGGUCUGAGUGAUCCAGUUCUACUUCGUUUGGAUGUUGAGAGUAAAUUGCCAGAAGGAUUAGAGUUAUCAUUUAUUACAUGUCGACCUGAAGAGAAAUUGGCUGUACUUUUAUGUUUAUUAAAGAGAGUGAUAAAAGAAGACUCGCAGAUAAUUAUAUUUGCGGAAACCAUGCAUCAUGUGGAAUAUAUACAUCAGAUAUUGGACAAAGCUAAGAUCAUCAAUACCUUCAUUUAUUCGAACCUGGAUCCUUCUGCACGUAAGAUAAAUACAGCAAAGUUUCAAACCGGCAAAGCAAAAGUCCUGAUUGUGACAGAUGUCGCUGCUAGAGGAAUAGAUAUACCACACUUGGACUGUGUGAUCAACUUCAACUUCCCUGCAAAAUCUAAACUUUUUGUACACAGAGUAGGACGAUGCGCUCGGGCCGGACGUGCUGGAACAGCAUACAACAUCGUGAGCGUAGAUGAAUAUCCAUAUCUUCUCGACUUGCAUCUAUUUCUUGGCCGACCUUUACUGAUAGUACCUGCCACUGGAUCUACUGAGAAUAUGGAAUCUGCGGUGGGAAAGAUGCCGCAGACCAUGAUAGAAGAGGAGCUGGCCGAGCUGAUAAAUUGGCACAACAAUUCUACAGAUCUUACGAACAUGCAGAAGGUGUGCAAUAAUGCUUAUCAGCAGUAUGUGAGAUCGCGGCCGGGUGCUUCGACGGAGAGUGUCAAGAGAGUUAAGGAACUUCGCAUAAAUGCAGCCGGAGUUUUGCCGCAGUAUUCCGAUGGUUCUUCUACUGCUAUGGACUUGAUAUCGAGAAUGAAGAACUACCGGCCGCAGGGAACGAUAUUUGAAAUCGGCACGAAGACAUCGUCAAUCGAUUAUCAAGUAAUGAAAACGAAACGAGCAUUUCACAAGGAAAAUAUCCUCAAUUUCCACAAGAAGAUCGAGAAACGUGAAGCUGACAAAAUAGAUACGGAGUCAGAAUUAUCACAGAAAGUUGAUCUGCCAUCCAGUAACACAGAAGAUAUUAACUCUGCAUUCAACACAGUGGUAGUACCGAAGAAACGAAGCGGUGACAAUUUGUACAAGAUAUCAAAGAAAAGAAAACGCCAAACGAAACGGGACGAAGAAUUUUACAUACCAUAUUCCGCACCGGAUAAGCAUACGGAGGAUGGUUUAGCGGUCAAUACGUUUAGCACAGAAGCUGAUAAGGCACAGAUGGACUUAACGGUAGACAAUGAGCAGUCUCGACAUCUACAAACUCAACUGAAGAAAUGGGAUCGGAAGAAAAAGAAAAUGAUUACCAUUGAUAAGAAUCCGAAAGCGGGAAAGAUACGUACCGAGUCGGGUGUAUGGAUACCUGCUUCAUACAAAACAAAUCGUUACAAUAUGUGGAAAGAGAAGAGUAAAAUCGAGGAAGCUAAUGAAGACGAGGAGGAAUCGGCAGAAAUGAAAAAACUACGCACGACACCGCACACACAUUGGGCGCGGCAUAACCAGAAGCUUAAGAACAAAAUGAGAGCGAAGGAUGAACUGAAAAGACCGGAACAGAUCUUGAAAGCGCGCAAGCUGCUCGAGAGAAAGCGCAGGAAAAACGGCAGAAAGGGCCGUAAAGGUUCGAAACAUGGCAAGAACAAGCAUUGAAAGAAUUCUGAUGAGAAGGACGCAUUGUCGUCUCGAUGAUGAGAGGGAUUGUAACAUAAUUAAAGGAUAGGAUUCGACCUUGCAUCAUCAUAGUGAGUGUACAGUUGCAUAAUCGCGAGGUCUCGCUGUCGGUAAGGUAUCAAGACGAUUGGCUGGGCUUGCUUUCCGCGAAGCCUUAAGAAAUUCCUGCGUCAUGCGGACGAGCAUGCGACUCCCGCCGCUGGCGAGAAGGAAAAAAAAACUACGCCCUGGUGCGGUUGUAAAUUUUAUCGAAUUAACCGAUGACGUCGGAAAUUUAUAUCCGAGCGUCGUGAAGAUCAUGAGAGUGGUUGCAUGACGAAGUGCACGACGAGCGAUUAAUUUCCGCGAACUCGCGAGAAAGACGUUUGACUGGUCUCCACUGUGAUCACAUCUUAGGAAAAUUUUCAACACGACAAGACGUGUCUCGCGUCGAUGUGACAAUAGGUUUGCAGGCUGUAGAAAAUACAGAAAAAGCGUCUGAAAUAAAUUGAGAAUAAUUGAGACAUCGAUCUUUGUCAGACGGUCAUAUCGACCAUUAUUAACAGUCAAUUAACAUUAGAUUGGUUCGUUAAUCCUUCUACUCGUGUUGUGACAAAUCUGUCCCUUCUGUUUCGUAGAAUAUAUCUAGCCAGUAAUCUAGAAAAGAAAGUGAUAAGAGGAAAAUAAAUUGAUACUGACUGAGACAGCGGGUGAAACUGGAUCUAAGGGAUUCAGAUUACUUCUAUCUCAGUUUUCUUCGAGAAACUAAUAUCUCUCGCCUCUCUCUCUCGCCUCUCUCUCUCGCCUCUCUCUCUCGCCUCUCUCUCUCGCCUCUCUCUCUCGCCUCUCUCUCUCGCCUCUCUCUCUCUCUCUCUUUCUACAGUUUAUACGUGAUAUAUCCUUCAUCGCUUAAUGUCGUCAAACUGUCACUAAUUUUAUCAGAGAGGCAUGCUCGUGAUAGCCUUCGCGAUCACUACUAACGUUUUCCUCUUUUCUCUCUCUCUCUCUCUCUCCCUUCCCAUCUUCCGUUAUUUUCUCUCUCUUCCCAUCCUUUCCUCUCACAUUCUCGCUCGCUCACUCGCUCUCUAUCCGCGAUCUUACAAUAAACGUAUCUAGCUCGUCUAUUUGUCUAUUUGUCUCCCUCGUGCGUGGCGUCGAGAUCGACCUUCCCCCUGCGCAAACGCUUUUAGCUCGGCCGAGGAGAACAUCUGCGGCUGUACAACGCAGCUUGCAGCCGACCCUCCGGCCGAAAAUAGAGAUCAUUAUGAUAGAGCAUCUGCAGCGUGCGGGUGCAGGGACGGGUAAAGAGAACUCUCAGUGAAGUACGGGAAGAGCCGAGUCUACCGGCGAGGAAGAUUAUGUAUUUUUGGAUGUGCGUGCCACGAUUACUACAUCAGUCUUACAAGCACAAAGUCGUCGAGCCGAGAUACAUGGGGUUCUCCAUCGCGAUCAGUCAGCUUUGAAAUACACAAUGUUACACUCCUAUCUGAAUCUCGUCAUUGAUAGUUACACAGUCAGCGUCAUAACAACUCGCGAGUUGUUGCGAUAAGCGAAGUGCUGAUAAACCCAAGUCGUCCUAUCGACUA